Molecule: messenger RNA, 2112 nt
Organism: Rhincodon typus (whale shark)
Lineage: Eukaryota; Metazoa; Chordata; Chondrichthyes; Orectolobiformes; Rhincodontidae
Gene: slc6a9
Product: solute carrier family 6 member 9
Exons: 11
Coding region: 5-1741 (578 amino acids)
Biological process (GO): synaptic transmission, glycinergic; glycine import across plasma membrane; sodium ion transmembrane transport
Cellular component (GO): membrane
Molecular function (GO): glycine:sodium symporter activity
Source: RefSeq, a predicted model, not a curated record
AUUUAUGUUUCCCUAUAUCAUCAUGCUGGUCUUCUGCGGUAUUCCUCUUUUUUUUCUGGAACUUUCCUUUGGGCAGUUCACCAGCCAAGGCUGCCUUGGUGUAUGGAAGGUUAACCCUAUGUUCAAAGGAGUGGGGUAUGGGAUGAUGGUGGUUUCUACAUACAUUGGAAUCUACUACAAUGUGGUCAUCUCCAUCGCCUUCUACUACUUCUUCUCCUCCAUGACUACACUCUUGCCUUGGUCAUACUGCACUAACCGGUGGAACAAGGACGAUUGCAGUAGCAUGCUGAACCCCAACAGAACUGCCAACAUCAGUGAUCUGUCACGUAACAUCUCAACAUUGCUGAACCAAACUGCAAAGCGGACCAGUCCUAGUGAGGAGUACUGGAACUAUUAUGUGCUGAGGAUAUCCAACGGCAUUGGUAAUUUUGGGGAGAUUCGCCUGCCUUUGCUGGGUUGCCUAGUUGUAGCCUGGGUUGUGGUCUUCCUCUGCCUCAUUAAAGGGGUCAAGUCUUCAGGAAAAGUGGUGUACUUCACAGCAACAUUCCCGUAUGUUGUGCUGACAAUUCUGUUUAUUCGUGGAAUUACUUUGGAUGGAGCAGUCAAUGGAAUAAAGUACUAUCUCACGCCUCAGUGGGACAAGAUCUUAGAUGCAAAGGUCUGGGGUGACGCGGCUUCCCAAAUUUUUUAUUCCCUCGGAUGUGCCUGGGGUGGCCUGAUAACCAUGGCCUCGUACAACAAGUUCCACAAUAAUUGCUACAGGGACAGUAUUAUUAUCAGUAUUACUAACUGCGCAACCAGUGUUUAUGCUGGGUUUGUCAUCUUCUCCAUUCUUGGAUUCAUGGCUGCACAUCUGGGGGUCAACGUGUCGGAAGUAGCGGAUCAUGGUCCUGGACUGGCCUUUGUGGCCUACCCAGAAGCCCUGACGUUGCUGCCGAUCUCACCCUUCUGGUCCCUUCUCUUCUUCUUCAUGUUGAUUCUGCUGGGAUUGGGUACGCAGUUCUGCCUGUUGGAGACGUUAGUCACUGCAGUCGUUGAUGAGAUUGGCAGUGAUUGGAUUCGUAGGCAAAAAUCCUAUGUGACUCUGGCAGUUGCCAUUAUUGGCUUUCUUCUGGGAAUCCCACUGACUACCCAAGCUGGCAUUUACUGGCUCCUCCUCAUGGAUAACUAUGCAGCCAGUUUUUCACUCGUUGUGAUUUCCUGCAUUAUGUGUAUCGCUAUUAUGUACAUCUAUGGACAUAAUAACUAUUUCAAGGAUGUUCAGAUGAUGCUUGGCUUUCCACCUCCAAUCUUCUUUCAAAUCUGUUGGCGUUUUGUGUCACCCAGUAUUAUAUUUUUCAUACUGAUUUUCACUGUGGUCCAGUAUAAGCCCAUCAGUUACAAUGACUACAUCUACCCAUCCUGGGCUAUCAUUCUCGGUUUCUUGAUGGCUUUGUCCUCAGUAAUCUGUAUCCCCAUUUAUGCCAUCUGGAAGAUAUGCAUGUCUGAAGGUUCCACAUUUUUGGAGCGUGUGAAGAAUGCAAAUAAACCAAGCAAGGACUGGGGACCAACUUUAUUAGAGCACCGCACUGAUCGAUACGCAACAGUUGGCAGCCCAUCGUACGAGUUCAGUCUGGAAAUUCAACAACUGAAUCCAGAUAAAGAGCGAGAAAAGGAGAAAAUACCAACAGAAAAUAUAGAUCACAACCUCACCAUACAGGGCAGUAAUGGUUCUGCCAGAACGCAGGAGCUUAAUGUGUAGUCAAAGUCCUUUUAAAUCAAAGAAGACAAUUAAUUGGGUGUUAGGAGGGUGGGUUUGGGAAAUAGAGCCUUUACUUAUGCUGAAAGGUUCAUUCCCUUUAAUUUCUUAUCUGAUCUAUGGAAUUUGACAAGUAGUCAACACAACUUAAUUGAUUUUUUCAGGUAUGUGUGUUUUUCUUUCCCUUUUCAUUUUUUUUUAUAGUUAUCAAUAGAAUCUCAUAACUUAAUAUUUAAACCUGAUUUUUUUUUCCAGAAAUUGGUUGCUUUUUGUCAUUUUGUGGAAUGCAGUACUUUAUAUACACACUAUUUGUCUGUCAUUACAACUGAUAGCUGAUCAAAAUGUUUCCCUGUCUCAAUAUAGUUUUUCUUCUC